Messenger RNA from Ornithodoros turicata, 3160 nucleotides. RefSeq names its product glutamate receptor ionotropic, kainate 2-like. Gene Ontology annotation, cellular component: postsynaptic density membrane; plasma membrane. Gene Ontology annotation, biological process: monoatomic ion transport; modulation of chemical synaptic transmission; synaptic transmission, glutamatergic. The record is from RefSeq and is a predicted model, not a curated record. The transcript has 16 exons. Gene Ontology annotation, molecular function: glutamate receptor activity; transmitter-gated monoatomic ion channel activity involved in regulation of postsynaptic membrane potential. NCBI's taxonomy places the organism in Eukaryota, Metazoa, Arthropoda, Arachnida, Ixodida, Argasidae. Bases 281 to 2881 code for a protein of 866 amino acids.
UUCUGUGGUUUGAAGCGCAGACGCGCGGCUCGUCGCCAGUCUCGCGCACGGGUACUGUCGGUCCGGUGUCGUAAUGCAUGCGCGGAUUAUCGAGGAUUAGCUACGGAUAAUUGACGUAGCACUUUUGAAUGGAUAUGCGCGAUUUUUACCUCGUUGUUGGGGUUGUUACCUCUCGAGGUUCUUGGAAGUGAAGUUUGUGAUGGUGAUUAGGUGAUUAGUGUUGGAGUGCAAGUGUGGGCCCGAGCUCGCUUUUGGAAGGCCAUGGGUUCGUUCUUCUGAUAUGAUGAUCUUCGAAAAACAUUUCAUCUGCAUCAUCUCCGUCUUGUUGCCAGUUGUUUGCGAGGUUCUUUCUACAGCACCCGAUGUCAUUCGAAUCGGUGCCUUUUUCGACUCUAGUGAGAGUGAAGACGAGGCGGCGUUCGUGCAGUACGUGGACAACCUUAACUUCAACACCAGCGGUCUCCAAAUGGACGAGGUCCCCAUCCACCUCGAGCUCGUCGUCGAGCAGCUGUCGCCGACAGACGCUUUCCGUUCAGCUAAAAAAGUGUGCACAGUCUUACAGCAAGGUGUGGUUGCGGUAUUUGGACCUAAGCACCCGGCGACAGCAUCACUGGUGCACACGGCCAGCAGUCGUCAUCACUUGGUGCAUUUCAACUGGGAACAGAAUGUACUCCAAUGGGAUGACUUCUCUUUUUCGCCAGUACCCACGGCCGGCGAGCUUGGCCUAGCCUUGAAGGAUCUCAUCGCUGCACAGCGUUGGACCCACUUUACCAUUAUCUACGAACACCCAGAUGCCUUAUUUCGACUAAAAGAAGUGCUUCACCUUCGAAGCAGCGCUGGAGGGCGGAGCUACCAUCCUUCGGUAAGACUUCGUCUCCUUCCCCCGGGAGCCGAUCACCGGCCCCUUCUACGUGAUAUCGCCAAGCACGGGGAGAGCAACAUCGUGCUCGAUGUCGCCGCUUCGAGGCUUACAGAUAUCCUCAGAUAUGCUCAAGUCGUAGGAAUCUUCUCAGAGUAUCACAACUACAUCAUCACGACACUCGAUUUACAUAUGGUUGACCUAACGGACUUCCAGAGCGUGGGAGCAAACGUGACGGGCUUCCAGCUGCUCAACGGAGAUUUAUGGGAAGACAAGAAAGCCGUCGACAGCUACAACAAAAUGGGCAUCAUGCCACUUUUUCUACGAAGCAGACGGCCACAACUAAAGCUUGAUUCAGCGCUGACACAGGAUGCGCUUCACAGUCUGGUCAGUGGAUUACAAACACUGUCGCAUAUGCGCAGUUUGAGCCGUCCCCCAGCCGUUCGUUGUGGCGCUGUCAGCUCCAGGCCCUGGUCAUACGCCCUCCACCUCACCAGCGCCAUCAAAAAGCUUAAUUUCGUCGGACAGACGGGACCAUUUCAUUUGGACGACAGUGGUCGAAGAGUGAACAUCACGCUGCACGUGGUACAACUCAAGCGGUCGGGCCUCAUUUCGAUAGGAACGUGGACCGCGCACCAUGGACUGAACAUCACCUUCACCUACACCAUGGCCUACGAAGAGGUGCUUCAAACUCUCAAGAACAAGACGCUUAAAAUCACAACCCUCAUUAACCCUCCCUACGUGAUGCUUAAACCUUUGGCCGGGAUGCUGAAGGGCAACGAUCGGUUCGAAGGAUUCUGUGUCGACCUGAUCCGCGAGAUUGCCAACAUCCUCCACUUUAACUACGAGUUUCGCCUUGUGCGUGACGGCGCCUACGGAUCGAGGGACCCUAAGGGUGCGUGGAACGGCAUGAUACGGGAGCUCAUCGAUAGGGAAGCAGACCUGGCCAUCGCUGACCUCACUAUCUCUUACAUCCGAGAGGAGGCCGUGGACUUCACGAUGCCCUUCAUGACCUUGGGCAUCAGCAUCUUGUUCCGAAAGCCGGAGCUGGAACAGACGCUUCUGUUUUUCCUCACUCCCCUCUCCGUAGACGUGUGGGUGUCCAUGGCCAUGGCAUAUGUCGGAAUCAGCGUUCUUCUCUUUCUGGUCGCUCGGUUUAGCCCUUACGAGUGGACUGCUGCGCCCCCGUGUGAGCUGAUCGAGUCCUCGGCUCACGGGCCGAUCCUCAGGAACCAUUUCACUUUGCUCAACAGCCUCUGGUUCACCAUUAGUGCCAUCAUGCAGCAGGGGUGCGAUGCAUCGCCGAGGUCUACGUCGGCGCGGAUCAUCGCUGCCGUCUGGUGGUUCUUUUCAUUCGUCAUCAUUUCUUCCUACACUGCCAACUUGGCGUCAUUCCUAACGCGAGAGCGCAUGCGUUCUCCCAUCGAGAACGCGGAAGACCUCGCUAAGCAAUCAGAAAUUUUGUACGGUUGUGUCAAGUCCGGUUCUACGGAGGCGUUUUUCAAGGAAUCCAAGUUCGAAACAUACGAGAAAAUGUGGCAGACGAUGGCCAGCGCACAGCCACCUACUUUGACCGAGUCCAAUGCGGAAGGUGCUAGUCGAGUGCGGGUCGGCAAAUACGCCUUCCUCAUGGAGUCCACUUCUAUCGAGUACAUUGUGGAAAGGGACUGCGAGCUUCAACAGAUCGGAGGCCUGUUGGACUCCAAAGGAUACGGCAUCGCGACACCAUCAGGCUCUCCGUACCGCACGCAUCUUUCAUCGGCCAUCCUGCAGCUACAAGAGAAAGGAACUCUACAAGAGCUGAAAGACCGCUGGUGGAAAGUGGACGCUCACCAUCGGUGCGCCGAUGAUGGGUCUCAGGUGAAGCCUGGCUCAGCCAGCGAACUUGGCCUGUCUAAGGUGGGCGGCGUGUUCGUCGUUCUCCUGGCUGGGCUGGGGCUCGCAUGCGUCAUCGCCUUUGCAGAGUUCAUCUGCAAGACGCGCUCUAUGAGACGUCCAAUCAAGGUAGAAGAGGAGACAUGACGAUCGCUAAAUUCUAGCUUCGCCGUCUGUCGCCAUGUGGUUCCUUCUGUGUCACAGACUCUGGGGACUGUCUUCGAGACGCCAAGUCUCGUGUCCACGCACAAGUCGUCCGUCGCCAUGUUAUAUACACUGUGUGUACAUGUGAAAUAGCUCGUAUAUUUCUAUGGAAGCGCCUUCCGGCUUCGCCAGGUGGACUUGCUGCAAUGGACGUCACUCAAACGCUUGCCAAUGAACUACUUCCAUUCGUAAGUGGAAAAUAAAUGGGGUAUAUUGUUUGCC